AUGAUCACCCCAAAGAAGCUUAUCAAGAUGGCAAGGAAGUGGAAGAGAUUGGCUGCAAAGAGUCGGAAAAGAAUCACCUUUCCAAGAACAUCUGGGAGUGUUGAUGCAUCAAAUUGCAACUCAUCAACAGUUGAUGAGGGUCAUUUUGUCGUCUACACUGCUGAUCAAAGACGCUUUGUGGUUCCCUUGGCUUAUCUCAGAAAUGGAAUACUGAAGGAGCUGUUGAGAAUGGCAGCGGAGGAGUAUGGAUUGCCAAGUCAUGGGCCUAUCACAUUGCCAUGUGACCAUGUCUUUCUGAAGUAUGCAGUCUCCUUGAUAAGAAGGCAAGCGGAUAAGCAUCUGGAGAAUGCGGUGAUCAUGACAAUCACUUCGGCUCAAUGCUUAUCUACCUCCUGUCUCCAACAAGAACAAAGCAAUAAACACCCACUGAUAUGCAGUUUUUGA
Messenger RNA from Diospyros lotus (date-plum), 444 nucleotides. RefSeq names its product auxin-responsive protein SAUR67-like. Bases 1 to 444 code for a protein of 147 amino acids. Gene Ontology annotation, biological process: response to auxin. The transcript has a single exon. NCBI's taxonomy places the organism in Eukaryota, Viridiplantae, Streptophyta, Magnoliopsida, Ericales, Ebenaceae. The record is from RefSeq and is a predicted model, not a curated record.